AUGGCCAUAAUGCGAAAGCGAAGGCCUCGCGCAAUCGACGCCACCACCCGUACUGACCACGCAGUUAGUGAUCGCCUUCGUCCACUUGAUGAUCUACCCGAGCCACCACAACGUCUUUCAAGGCCGCUCGAACAUGGAAAUGACUCCGAAGCCUCUGUUAAUCUUGCUCGGGCGACUGCUAGUUUACCUCAAGACGCCCUGUCAGAGCUGUUCGGCAGCUCGGGAGUGACUGGUCUGCCUGUUUUCGAACAUGUCACCGGUGAUGGCGGCAUAGGCCUCUCUCACGACUUCGUGGGCUUCGACAGUAUGAUGACCGAGUUCAAUGCCCGGGAACAACAUGCAACCACAGAGCAGCUGCUCGCCUUUGAGUCAGUCCCAUCAGCGGGAGCUGUCAUCGGCUCCCAGUCUCCCAGUUCUCUACGAAAAGAGGGGUCGAAAGGUAGUGAUGGAAGAAUAUUUGGCGUGGACACACUACUACGGCCGGCGAGCAGCUCAAGAGCCAUGUCUGCUGGCAUCUUUAAUCGCAAGGACAGUGGAAACAGCCAGUUCCUCGGUUCGCUCUCCCAGCCCCGACCAGUGGCAAUCUCUAAUGUACACAGGCUACACUUCCACGGCGGCCGUCGUUGCCCUUUGCGUUCGUGA
Molecule: messenger RNA, 642 nt
Organism: Exophiala bonariae
Lineage: Eukaryota; Fungi; Ascomycota; Eurotiomycetes; Chaetothyriales; Herpotrichiellaceae
Exons: 2
Coding region: 1-642 (213 amino acids)
Source: RefSeq, a predicted model, not a curated record